CGCAGGAUUCAAGACGGUAGUCUCUUGAACCGGAAGCAGUCGGCGGCUGUCGGAAGCAACGGCGGGACGCGGGAUUCUGCUGGCGCUGCAGCUACAGAAUGGCCGGCGGUGGCGGGAAACGCAGGCCCGGCGGGGAGGGGCAGCAGUGUGAAAAGACAGUUGAUGUGAAGAAAAGUAAAUCCUGUGAAGCUGAUGUCUCCAGUGACCUUCGAAAAGAAGUAGAAAAUCAUUAUAAGCUUUCUCUGCCUGAAGACUUCUAUCACUUCUGGAAGUUUUGUGAAGAACUUGAUCCUGAAAACCCAGCUGAUUCACUUUCCACAAGCCUUGGACUUCGAUUAGUGGGUCCUUAUGAUAUCCUUGCCGGAAAACAUAAAAUGAAGAAAAAAUCAUCAAGCCUGAAUUUUAACCUUCACUGGAGAUUUUACUAUGAUCCUCCUGAGUUCCAGACCAUUGUUAUUGGAGAUAAUAAAACUCAAUUCCACAUGGGGUAUUUCAGGGAUUCUCCUGAUGAACUUCCUGUAUAUGUUGGUACAAAUGAAGCAAAGAAAAACUGCACAAUUGUUCAAAAUGGAGAUAAUGUGUUUGCCGCAGUCAAAUUAUUUCUGAUGAAAAAGCUUAAGGAAGUAACAGAUAAAAAGAAAACUAGUCUCUUGAAAAACAUAGAUGAAAAACUCACAGAAGCAGCCAGAGAACUUGGGUACUCACUGGAACAGAGAACCAUGAAGAUGAAACAGAGAGAUAAGAAAGUCGUGACAAAGACCUUUCAUGGUUCAGGCUUGGUUGUCCCAGUAGAUAAAAAUGAUGUUGGGUACAGAGAGCUCCCUGAAACAGAUGCCAACCUCAAGAGAAUUUGCAAGACAAUUGUUGAGGCACCAAGUGAUGAGGACAGACUAAAAGCUUUUGCUCCCAUUCAGGAAAUGAUGACUUUUGUGCAGUUUGCUAAUGAUGAAUGUGAUUAUGGUAUGGGGCUUGAGCUGGGAAUGGAUCUCUUUUGUUAUGGCUCACAUUAUUUUCAUAAAGUUGCUGGCCAGCUUUUACCUCUUGCAUAUAAUCUGUUGAAGAGGAAUCUCUUUGCAGAAAUUAUUGAAGAUCAUUUGGCAAACAGAAGUAAAGAAAACAUAGACCAACUUUCAGCAUGAAUGAGUUGGCUUUCUUUCGAUCAAUGGCAGUCAGUCAUCUAAAUGGUGAUGCCCUAAUCAUAUCUGAAAAACCACCAAAAUCCUCCUCUGACGGGUCACAGAAGUCACAGUCUACUGCCUGUGGAUACCAGACCUCUCAUCAGGGAGUCCUGUUUCAAUACUGAACAUAUGGACAACUAAAAAUGUACUCCUCAAA
Molecule: messenger RNA, 1335 nt
Organism: Lutra lutra (Eurasian river otter)
Lineage: Eukaryota; Metazoa; Chordata; Mammalia; Carnivora; Mustelidae
Product: histone PARylation factor 1
Exons: 9
Coding region: 99-1139 (346 amino acids)
Biological process (GO): regulation of protein ADP-ribosylation; DNA damage response
Cellular component (GO): nucleus
Molecular function (GO): histone binding; poly-ADP-D-ribose binding
Source: RefSeq, a predicted model, not a curated record